AAACUAGACCGUUAGAACAAACACAGAGCAACGUGUUUAAUUGUCCCCCUUAUGUUGUGUAUUCCAAUUUUCAUUGAAAUAGAUUCCACUCAUAGUUUCUUCAAAACACCGCGUUUUCCCCAUUAUUUGAUCAAAACACAUCAAAACCUUAAAAAGUAAAACACACUUUUUUCUUACACCCACUUCAACCCAUGGAACAUUCCGCCGCCGCCACCACCGCCACACCAAAAAAAUCACACCUCAACUUAGACACACGCCCCAACAAAUCCCCCUCUUCUUACACUUCCCUCAAAGACAUGCUUCCUUUCACCGCCGUGAACUCCCCCUCCCCAACUCCCACCGCCGCCGCCACUGCCGCCUCAUCCUCCAGUGGCGGCGGCAGCAUAUCCAUUCGCAACCGGCUUGUGAAGCAGGCUGCUUGGGCUUACCUCCAACCCAUGUCACCUUCACCAUGUAGCCCAUCAAGCCCAAACUUCAUCGGCCGCCUACGCCUCAGAUUCGAAUCCGUCAGCCGCCGCCACCGCCGCCGCAACGCCGUUAUUCCUUGCCUGAGCUUCGUAUCUGACAUAGUUGCUUGUUUCAACCGAGUUUUCCAAUAUAUACUUCACGCAAUCACUGGCCAAGGAAUAAGGUGACUUUGACCUACACAACUUUGCUUAUUCUUGAUCACGAAAUGGUGUUCGUGGGGUACGAGGACUUUGUUGUGAGCCUUCUAACCUUCUUAGCCUUGCACGAGCUUUGUUGAUUCUUUCCCUCACACUACUAUCAUCCAUUCCGAAGGACUCGCCCUCGUCCUCGACCUCCGUGCUAUUGGCUCGGGACUUAGGAGUCCCCCGGUGGAUGAUUGUGGUGGCGCUCGGCGAUGACGGCGGGCUUGGUGGCCACUUCUUAGUCUUGCUUAGGGAAGGAAUUUGCUUCAACUUAUUAAUUGGUGUUGGUUGUGUUGAUAUAGGCACUUCUUGUUGCUCCUCCUUUUUCUGCAAUGCGUAGCACGUUCCUCAUUUCUAUCUAGCGACCAUAUACUAUUGGAUAUUUUUUUCCGUUUCAAAUGGUUAUUUUGGAAUCGACUAUGUUACGUGUAUACUAAAAUCAGUCACUAAAAUCAGUGAUCAGUAAAAAAUAUAUAUUAAAAUAUAAAUACAUAUUGAAAAUAAAUUAAACCGUAUAUAUAAUUAUACACAAAUAUUUUGGUGACUGAUUUUAGUGGUUGAAUUUAAUAUACAAAUAGCAUUUUUGUUUUGCAAUAGAGUAUACGAUAUAUUUGUAUUCGGCUAUAAUUUUUAUAGUUAAUUU
Arachis stenosperma is the source of this 1293-nucleotide messenger RNA. RefSeq lists its product as uncharacterized. The record is from RefSeq and is a predicted model, not a curated record. The transcript is spliced from 2 exons. The coding region runs from base 192 to 635 and encodes 147 amino acids. Lineage: Eukaryota; Viridiplantae; Streptophyta; Magnoliopsida; Fabales; Fabaceae.